UCCACAUCCAUGGUCUCACCACUGCACAUCCCACUGAUACUUCACCCACUGCCGGAGAAAGCCUUCUAACACAGAGGAAGAAGCAUGAGGAACUCACUGCUGAGGAUGCUGGCCACCUUGAUGUGUGUCCUGGCCGCCUGCGCCGAUGUCGUGCCCGUCAAAGACUUCAGCCUGGAGAAGAUGGCAGGCAAGUGGUACAGUGCUGGCAUUGCUACCAACGCUCAGUGGUUUGUGAACAACAAGGCAGGGAUGACGAUGGGCACAGCUGUAUUUGUGCCAACUGAAGGAGGAGACCUGGAUCUCUCUUAUGCCAACCUGAAUGCUGAUGGUACCUGCUGGAGAAUGACUCACAAUGCUAAUAAAACUGAUACUCCUGGACGCUUCACCUUCCAUAGCCAGGCUUGGAACAAUGACAACGACAUGCGCAUUGUCGAUGUCGUGUACGACGACUUCGCUCUGGUCCACACCAUCAAGACAAAGGAUGGAGUGUCCGAGGACCUCAUUUCUCUUUACAGUCGUACCCAGGAGGCCAGUGAUAACCUGCAGCAGAAGUUCAUACAGUUUUCCCUGGCCACCGGCAUCCAGGCCGACAACAUUGUUAUCCUCCCGAAAAAAGAUGAAUGUCCCGAGGUCUGAGUCCCUUGCCUCCCUCCUUCCACCGUCUCUCGCUCUCGCAAGUCCCAGGCUUUCAUCGUGUGUUUCAAGUGUCUUACCCCCCACUCCCCACCCCCCUCCUCACUGGGGCGUCUGGACCAUUACACUCCAUUCCUUGCUGCACCCCGAAGACCAAUGCUAACAACAAAGGGCUGAUUAGUGAGACAAUGGGAAGAAAUACAUAUGACUGUGAAGUUUGUCAGUUUAACGUUUCCUACUUAUCUUUUGUAACUGCUGAUUUCUUUUGUGGUGUCUUGUGUUUUGUUAAAACAAACUCAAAUAUGAUUUUAUAAAAUGCUGAAACGAUA
This is a messenger RNA of Scophthalmus maximus (turbot), 962 nucleotides long. RefSeq names its product lipocalin. The transcript is spliced from 6 exons. Lineage: Eukaryota; Metazoa; Chordata; Actinopteri; Pleuronectiformes; Scophthalmidae. Bases 85 to 636 code for a protein of 183 amino acids. The record is from RefSeq and is a predicted model, not a curated record. Gene Ontology annotation, molecular function: small molecule binding.